UGUUGAGCGGUCAACUUGACCAUUGAAUGUUUUCAAACUUUUAAUAAGUUUCUCGAAUUUCGGACUUUAAAUGUGCUUCCCUUUAUGGCUAACAGUGGUAUAUUGUGCUCUAGAGGGCAAUUGAAAAUUUCCGUUUAUGCCAAUCACGGAUUGUUAACCGUUCAUGUCAUUCAAGCAAGACACCUGUUCGGCGCCACGGGCCAAUGUUCUAGUUUUGUUACUCUUCACAUACAACCCGAACAUGAAAGACGGGAACAGACAUCUGCGACGACGCGAAUCGUGCAUGGACAUUCACCGGUGUACGACGAAAAGUUUUCAUUUGAGAUUUGUAACGAUAUGACUAGAAAGAGGAUACUUUUGGCUGUCUAUCUCCAGCCGGCUUCCAGUUCGAAUGCUCAAUUUCUUGGUUGUACGUCGUUUGGAAUUCACCAUCUGCUGUGUGGGAAGAAGGUGAUGAACGACUGGUAUUAUCUAUUGAAAAGACAGACGGGAGCAAAGAAGCAUCUCAGAGUUCCAUAUAUUUCUCAAAAUUCAUUACCAUCUGCCGAUAAUUCAGUGCCGUCCGUUAAUAAAUCUCUUUUCGGAAUGUCUUCAUCAACUGUCGUCCUGGAAAGAACGAAUGAAGAGGAAUCGUUUGGUAUUACCGUUACCGGAUCCUGCCCAGCGAGAAUAGCAUCUGUCGCCCCAAAUAGUUCCGCUUCAAUGGCUGGGUUGCAAAAAGGCGACUGCCUCGUUCGAAUAAACAAUCAAAAUGUUUCUAGAUCUAUUUCGAAUAGCGUAACCAAAAUGUUAAAUAAUAAUGAUAAACAUCUCGUCUUGGACAUUUACCGAAAACGACAAAAAACCUCUUCAAUCGGCUCUUCAACCGGAAGAAGCUUAGAUUGUGAAGGAGCUGUUAAUGACGACUAUAAAGGCGAAUUUUACGAAGACGAUGAAAACAUUUAUGAGAAUGACAUCUUUGAAAGGAACAUAGAUCCCGAUGAUAAGGAAAAUUUACCAUCACCUUCUAUUCAAGGAGCCAUCUAUAGAUCACCUAGCAUAGGCCUAAUGCUUCCUCCACCUGCCGGAUGCUCCUCCCCGGAUGUUUCCAUCCAGGGACAAGACGACAGAAUAUCAGCCAUUAAAGAUCUAGUUAAGACCGAAAGGGAAUUCUCGAAUAAAAUUAGUAUUGGUGUGACACGAUAUUCAAAACCCUUACGAGGUGGCCUUCGGCAAAUGUUCUCGUCGAAGAAACAUACGGAUGACUGGAAGCCCUGGAGUCAUUUGUUCUUAAAUAUCGAAAAACUCGGGCAAUUAUCUAGUAUACAACUAACCCAACUCGACCCUGAUGGAAGUAUCGAUGAUAUGAACGUCGGAGGUCUAUAUAAAGCCCGUUUACGGUCGGUGUGCGAAGAAUACCUAUACUUUUCAAAAAAUUUAUUUACCGCUCUACAAUUGCUGGAAGAACUGCAAGAUUAUAAUGAAUUCCGGGAAUUUAUAAAGAAAAACGAAACGAAAAAAUUAACUUUAACUCAAUUCCUACGACUACCAGUCAAACAUAUGCACCAUUUGUUUAGUUGCCUGCAAAACGUGUUAUCUAGUACGCCCUCUAGCCAUAGGGAUUUCGAAGAAUUAUCCUUUGUUGUGAGAGAAUUAAGAUCCUGUUGUAAAGAGAUGGACAAACGAAACUUUAUGUAUAGAGAUAUGUUUAGUAGUUUAAGAGACAAUUGACUAUUUUCUAUUUAUUAAAUUGUGAAUCCUUAUUAAACACGAGUCACGAAUAAUUAUAAA
Dimorphilus gyrociliatus is the source of this 1770-nucleotide messenger RNA. The record is from the annotation of a GenBank genome assembly. NCBI's taxonomy places the organism in Eukaryota, Metazoa, Annelida, Polychaeta, Dinophilidae.